UGUCCUGGAAACUGCAACAACAGGGGGCGCUGUGUCGAUGGCAAAUGCGUUUGUGACUCCGGCUCCACAGGUCCUGACUGCUCUGAGGUCACCUGUCCUGGAAACUGCAACAACAGGGGGCGCUGUGUUAAUGGCAAAUGUGUUUGUCAUGAUGGUUUCACUGGCAACGACUGCCAGGAAAGAGCAUGYCCKAAUGACUGUAACGACCGUGGGAGAUGUGUAGAUGGCAAAUGUGUCUGUGACAACGGGUUUACCGGUACUGACUGCACUGAGGUCACCUGUCCUGGAAACUGCAACAACAGGGGGCGCUGCGUUAAUGGACAGUGUGUUUGUGACAGUGGUUUCACAGGUGCAGAYUGCUCUGAAAAAACCUGCCCCGAUAACUGCAGCAAUCGUGGAACAUGUGUUGAAGGCCGAUGCGUCUGUGAGAGCGGCUUCUCCGGCGACGAUUGUUCCGAGUAUGUUUGCCCUGAGAACUGCAACAACAGGGGGCGCUGCAUCGAUGGACAAUGUGUUUGUAAUGAGGGAUUCACUGGUGAAGAUUGCUCUGAAAAAGGUUGCCCCAACAACUGCAACAACCGUGGGAGAUGUGUGAAUGGGAAAUGUAUUUGUGAUGUCCCGUUCACCGGACCGGACUGUUCUAUUAGAAGUUGUCCCAAUGACUGCAGCAACAAAGGGCGAUGCAUCAAAGGACAGUGUGUUUGCCGGCGAGGAUUUACUGGACCGGACUGCAGCCAGUGCAAAGAGGGCAUGACUGGGCCAAACUGUAACAUUGCCAUGGUGGGUGUGUCUCAGCUGGGUGUUCAGGACAUCACAGAUUCUUCUGCCACUUUGAUUUGGACUCAACCUGCUGUUCAGUAUGAGACUUAUCACAUCACGUUUACCAGCCAGAAAGAGAAGGAUCAGCAGGUCACUGUACAGGUGGAUGGAAGCCAGACCACCUUCACUCAAACGGGCCUGGCAGCCGGUCAGGAGUACAUCGUGACCAUUGUUGGAGAGAUUAAUGGUAGAAGGGGAGUUGAGAGCAUAGCUGAAUUUAUGACCAUUAUCUCUGGUCCAACAAACCUCCAAGUUGUUAAGACCACCUCCACUUCAGCAGUAGUCCAAUGGGAGGAGUCGCAGGCAGACAUUGACAGGUACCGUUUGACCAUCACACCCAAAGACGGAGCAGGGAGGUCUCAGGAAAUGACCAUAGAAGCUGGCCAAAACUCUGCCCAUAUUCAGCAGCUGGAGGCAGGGCGUUUGUACGACAUCUUAUUGGUGGCGGAGAAGGGAGUGGUCCGUAGCCAGCCAGCAACUACCCAGGUAGUUCCCGGACCAGAGCCUCCAUCCAACAUAAUGUUCAGCAAGGUGACUGAAAACUCCCUCACAGUGUCAUGGACAAAACCAAAAAGUUCUCUUGAUGGUUUCAAAGUCACCUACACCCACGCAGAUGAGGGAGAGCCAGUGUCGGUGGCGGUGGGCUCCCGGGACUCCACCCUCGAUCUAGCUCAACUGUCUCCAGGAUCCUCUUAUGAAGUCACCGUCAUCUCCACCCUCGGACUGGAUGAGAGCGAUCCAAUUAAAGAUACUGUCAUGACACUGCCUGACCCACCCACUGACCUACAAGCAGUCAAUGUGACCGACUCCACAGCUUUGUUACUGUGGCGUCCAACUCUUGCCACUGUUGAUAAGUACACCAUUGUAUAUGGCUCAGGUACAGAGUCAGAAGUGAGGGUUACAAUUUCAGGAAACGCAGCUGAGCAGCAGCUGAGCGGCCUUGAAGGAUCCACCACCUACACUGUCACUGUAAGAAGUCAGCUGGGCAACCUGGAGAGUUCACCAGCUACAACCAGCUUUGCCACCAAAAGCGGCUCAGGGCAAGAUCAAAAUGAACCUCAAGAUCUAAAGGUCAACAAUGUGACCCCUCGGAGCGCUGUUGUGUCAUGGACACCUUUGUCAAAGCCUGUGGAUAAAUACAUACUGGUUUAUAGGAUCAAAGGUGAAAGCCCACAGGAAAUUAUUGUAGGCUCAGACCUAACGCAGUACAAGCUGACCAGACUGCAUCCAGGGUCUCUGUACAUUGUGGAACUACGGCCAAUAAGGGGAGGACAACUGGCAGCCAGCAGCAACACUGAAUUCACUACUGGCACACUGAAGUUCCCAUUCCCAGCUGACUGCUCUCAGGAACUGUUGAACGGUGUCGUCACUUCAGACGUGGUGGAGAUCUUCCCUCAGGGGAAACUUGGCAAGUCGAUGAACGUUUCCUGUGACAUGGAGACGGACGGCGGCGGUUGGACGGUCUUCCAGAGGAGGAAGGACGGCUCGGUGGAAUUCUACAAUGGUUGGAAGGAUUACGUUUCUGGCUUUGGAGAUCUGAGUGGAGAGUUCUGGCUUGGCCUUGAAAAAAUUCACAACUUGACCAAGGUGACAAAGAUGAAUCUACGGGUCGACCUACAAGACGGGAGCGAGCAGGUGUUCGCCAAGUAUUCAACAUUUGAGGUGUCCAAAAGGAACUACAAACUGAGUGUGGGCGGAUACAGCGGCACUGCAGGUGACUCCCUUAGUUACCACAACAACUGUGUCUUCUCCACCAAAGACCGGGAUCCGGCACCGUGGCUCACCCGCUGUGCCAUUUCUUAUCAAGCUGGCUGGUGGUACAAAAACUGCCAUGAGGCAAAUCUGAAUGGUCGUUAUGGAAUUGACUACAAACAUCAGGGUGUGAUCUGGAAGUCCUGGAAAGGAGAACACCAUUCCAUCCAGUUUACAGAGAUGAAGAUGAGACCAGCAUCAUUCAGGCCUCCAGCCAGCAGAACAAAGUGAGAAAGAGGAUGGUGAACUGAUAAAGAAACUGUGUCAACAUAUGUACACACAUAUUUUAACAAAUGCCUUGCUCUCUUUUGGAAAUAGAGAUAUUUUUUCAUGUGUACAAAGCAAGUUAUCGGUGUGUAACUGUAUAUUGUGAAGUUUUCAUCUUUUCAGAAACAGUUGAUCAAAGUUAUUAGCUGGUAUCUUGAUAAGCAGCCAUUUGUGACCUUAAAAUACUAAAAGUUUCAGAAAUGCAAAGCCCAAAUUUAGUGGUUUUAAUUGAUACGAUUUAAAGCUAACCCAGGUAAAAUAUUUCCAAACCCUAAAAACUACAAAAGGCUUGGCUGUGCAGUUUCUAAACUUUUCAUCUUAAUCAAAAAAGAGAAAACAAAAAGAAACAAAACAUUCAAUAAAUUCCAUGAAAUAAAAAGAUGUAAAAAAUAUUUAAUUGAUGAGAGAAACUGAUACCAGAAAAGGUGCUUAUAUGCUUAGAAAUAUAAAGAUGAUUCUCAUUAAACCUUUACAGUUACACAUAAGAACCAGAUGAGUCUGACUUUAUGAAGUUUAAGGACUUUGUCAAUACAAACAAUGCAGUAUGGUUAUCUCUCAGCAGCUUUUAGAAUAGAAUGCUCUCUUUAUUGUCAAAGUAAAGAAACUUCUUUAGCAACAUUAAAAAUGUUUUCACAAUUCAAGAAAAAGAAGCUAAGUGGAUUCUAUUACAAUGUCAGAAGAUUAUUAUUGGUCAAAAUGUUUUUGAAAGGGAUUUCUCAUGUAUAACUUGACAUAUCCUUUGAAAUCUUAAGUUUUUUGUACUUUUCCCAAUGUAUAUAACAGUCAAUUGAGUAUUAUAAGGUUUGUAUAUUUAAAAAAAAAGACUGUCUGGCUGUCCAGACAGUCCAUGAAAUUCUGAUAAAUGUGUAAAAUAAAUGUAGUAAAAAGUGAGUAAAACAAAUUGAAAGGUCACAGGCAAAUCCAACAAAAAGAAUCCACUUAGUCCAAAUUAAAUUGUUUGCAUGCUGCUGCAGGUCUGAAGACCGUAAAGUAAAUAGCCUAGCUAAAAUAGGAAUGUAAGACAUUACAAAUAAACUAAGCUGGAAUCAGGAGCAUUAUUAAACUUAUUAGCAUAAUUGGUAUUUGAUGUAGAAAUAUGAAGUGGAAAGCUGGUAAUGAGUGGAAGUACUGUGUGUUAUUUCAAAUGGCUGCAGUUCUGUGUUGACAGUUCUGUUCAUAUACUGUUCUGUUUGCAGCAUUUUAAGCUAGUUUAUGUUCUUUGGCUUCCUCUCCGUCUUCUGUAAAUAAACUUACUGGUUGCUCAGAGUUCAGUAUGUCUGUGCAUGUUUUUUUUUUUGUUUUGUUUUUUUGUUUUGCUCUGAACAUUUAGAAUGUGCUUCUGACGGUUCUGAAAAUAUAAAUGUAUGUAUCUUUUUGUGUUGAAAGCCAGUCUGAAAAUAGUUUUUUCUUUUUAAAAUUGAAUAUCAAGCAAGAAACAGGAUCUGAUUGUGUCUCCUUAUUCUCUGUAACUUUUAUCCUCUGAUCAUCCCUGCUUUAAAGCUCAGCAGUGCCCCCUACUGUUCAGUUUUCCACUUCAGCUGGGCUUCUCAGUGUGUACAGAGAAAGAAGAGAAAAGCACCUGCUGUGGUUCAGCUGCCAUGACAGGUGCAUCACUUUCCUCACUGUGUUUGUCUUUUCUGUUUUACUUUGUCUUUUUGUAAACAUAUUAGUGUUUUAUGUUUGUUCUACCUGUGGUGCCUUGUAAGAAAAUACAACAAUAAAAUUAAAUCUUGGACCUAAAA
This is a messenger RNA of Poecilia reticulata (guppy), 4580 nucleotides long. RefSeq names its product tenascin XBb (gene tnxbb). Gene Ontology annotation, biological process: regulation of cell adhesion; neuron projection development. Lineage: Eukaryota; Metazoa; Chordata; Actinopteri; Cyprinodontiformes; Poeciliidae. Gene Ontology annotation, molecular function: protein binding. The record is from RefSeq and is a predicted model, not a curated record.